Lolium rigidum is the source of this 887-nucleotide messenger RNA. Its product is annotated as probable E3 ubiquitin-protein ligase RHY1A. The transcript has 2 exons. Gene Ontology annotation, biological process: ubiquitin-dependent protein catabolic process. Gene Ontology annotation, molecular function: ubiquitin protein ligase activity. NCBI's taxonomy places the organism in Eukaryota, Viridiplantae, Streptophyta, Magnoliopsida, Poales, Poaceae. Bases 84 to 668 code for a protein of 194 amino acids. The record is from RefSeq and is a predicted model, not a curated record.
CGUCUUCCCCGGCCGUUCCCAAUCCCACACGCCGUAGCCCGCAGCCGGUAUCGUUUCCAGGAGAGGGGAGGGAAACCGAGUCCAUGCUUCCGGGCGUGGAGCUCGCGCGGCGGCGCCGCGUGCACUACCACGGCGACGUCCUGGGCGUGGGGGGCGGCGACCACCACCACGCCCACCACCACAAGCAGGGGCCCACGACGUCGCACGCGGCCACCGGCAUGGUCGGACCCGCGCUGGCGGCCCGCAACCGGCUCCAGGAGAAGCUCCGCGGCGCCGCCUCGCGCUCCUCCUCCACCUCAACCAACUCGAGGUGGGGCUGGAGAACGCGAGAGCGAGAUAAUGGAGCAAGCUCCAGACAGCACAGCAUCCAGCAAGAGCAGCAGCAGCAGCAGCAGGACCUCGCAGUCGCAGCUAGCACGUUCAGGUCCCCCUGUCCGGUUCCAGCGAUGACAGUAACUACUAGCCGCCGUGCUGAGAUGAGGAGGACGCUGUCCAAAGCCGACGUCUGCGCGGUGUGCCUCGAUGAGGUCCGGGAGAGGCAUCAGCGGGUGACGAGGCUGCCGUGCUCCCACAGGUACCACUCCGACUGCGUCCUCCCUUGGCUGGCCAUCCAACCGGACUGCCCCUGCUGCAGGACGCUCGUGCCUUCAGUGGAAACCCUCUCCUGAAACAACAUGCUGUUUUUUGAAGUGCCAUCUUUCUUGGGCUAACAUAGCAGCAUGCACUAACUUAACUGAGGACGGAACAGAGUUUUUCCUUUGACCUUUUCUGAUCAUAUAUUGUAAGUACAGAUGAUUUGCUAAUUAAUAAUCAGAUGGUUUGCAAAAACUUUGAUAUGUUGGGAUGUUUCUGCCCAUGGGAAAAUUAGUAUGAUACCUCUGAGAGUG